This is a messenger RNA of Capsicum annuum, 1968 nucleotides long. Its product is annotated as zeatin O-glucosyltransferase-like. Gene Ontology annotation, molecular function: UDP-glycosyltransferase activity. NCBI's taxonomy places the organism in Eukaryota, Viridiplantae, Streptophyta, Magnoliopsida, Solanales, Solanaceae. The record is from RefSeq and is a predicted model, not a curated record. Bases 317 to 1675 code for a protein of 452 amino acids. The transcript has a single exon.
GCCGCCUCCUUUAUCUGGCCAUGGGACCAGCAAUAUGUGAAUGAACUCACAUAGGAAGUGUUAAAUUCCAUGUUAAAUAUGUCAAAUUCCACCAAGUUAAAAAAAUACCAAGUAGAGACAAGAUCUACAUAUUUUGUUUGAUUCUGUUGGAAAGUGCACCAUCACAUGUAUGACUUCGAACAUGUGACCAAAUGAUAAAGUACUCAUGUCUCUAACUGCUAAUUGAUACUACUGAUUCUUUUUGUUCAUCAUCAGAUCUCAUAGACUUCAGUUCAUUCGCUUGAAAAGAUUGAAUCCUCAAACUCCUUUUGAUUCCAUGGAGAUUAACAGUGAAAAUCUUGCAAACAACGAACUAAUCAGUGAAGUAGUUGUAGUAAUUGUUCCACUUCAAGCUCAAGGCCAUCUCAACCAAUUUCUCCAAUUUGCCUGUCUAAUUUCCUCUUAUGGUCUCUCUGUUUACUAUGUUGGUUUAGCCAACUACAAUCAUCAGGCCAAGGUUCGAGCCAACGCUUUAAAACCUUCGGAUAUAGCCAAGAUCCACUUUCAUGAUCUCCCAAGUGGUAGAGGCGAAAUCCCGACAUUUUGGGAUGCUUGUACGCUCCUACGCGAUCCCAUUGCUUCCUUCGUUCGUGAUAUUUCCUCCAAAUCAAGACGAGUUGUUGUUGUUCAUGAUCCUUUAAUGUCCUAUAAUGUUCAGGUUGUUUCUUCUUUGCCCAAUGCUGAAUCCUAUAUGUUUAAUUGUGUUUCAGCUUUCUCUUCGUACAGUAUGAUCGGCUUAUUUGUGAGGUUGUCUGUCCAACAUGAAGAGUUUCUUAAAAAGCUACCCUCCUUAGAAGGAAUUAUGACAGACGAAGCCAGGAACUUUUCAGUUUCUCAGAUUCCGCAUAUGAAUAUUAGAUCAGGUGAUAUCCAUAAUACAAGUAAAGUAAUUGAAGGCAAGUAUCUUGAUUUGCUGGCAGAAGUAGAAAUUUAUCAGAACAAGAAACAAUGGGCAAUUGGACCUAUUCUGCCUACUAAACUGGAUCAUAUCUCAAAUAGGAACAAUAUAUGUUUGGAGUGGCUGAACAAACAACCUCGAAACUCAGUUCUUUAUAUAUCUUUCGGAACUACAACUUCAUUUUCUGAUAGAGAAAUCAAGGAGCUCGCGAGGGGCUUAGAACAAAGCAAACAGAAGUUCAUAUGGGUGCUGAGAGAUGCCGAUAGAGGAGAUAUCUUUACUGGGGAAGCUAGAAGAGUGGAGCUUCCGGAAGGGUUUGAGGAAAGGGUAAAAGAAGUAGGCUUAGUGGUAAGAGAAUGGGCACCACAACCAGAAAUCUUGGCUCAUUCCUCCACGGGUGGGUUCUUGAGUCAUUGUGGCUGGAACUCUUGCAUAGAGAGUAUUACUAUGGGGGUGCCUAUAGCUGCUUGGCCUAUGGACUCUGACCAACCGAGUAAUAGUUUCUUGGUGACAGAAAUCUUGAAAAUAGGCCUGAUUGUGAGGGAGUGGGAGAAACACGAGGAGUUGGUAAGGGCAUCCACUAUUGAAAAUGUUGUGAGGACAUUAAUGAGAUCAAAAGAAGGUGAUGCAAUCAGGCAGAGAGCAGAAGAAUUGGGAGAAGCUGUAAGGCGGUCCACGGAGAAAGGGGGGGCUUCGCGAAUGGAGUUGGAUUCUUUCAUCGCACAUAUCACAAGAUAGACUUGUUUUCACCAGAAUUUUGCAGGGAUGACGAUUCUACCGCUUUCUUGUUUGAUUUUCUCUUUCCAAGCAGUUUGGUUACUUUUCAAUUUUCCUUAAACCUGUUAUUUAUCUGAUCCUCGGCUCCGAGCCUCGACUUAUUUACACUACCUUAAAUUUCUUUGAUCUUGGAAUGCACUGUAUCUGAAACUUUUUACGUCUAUCCCUGAGAUGAUUUCUUUGUAUUUCAUUUCUCUCUGAAGGUCAUAGCUUAACAGAUAAUUAAUCUGGUUCUAACAGAGUACAGGGUUGAU